ACCCGUGUAUAGCAGGAGCUGUGUUUAGCAGCAGCAGCAGCUCGGCGGAGGGAGUUGAGUUUCAGGCACAUGUAGCCGCAGCGGCCGCGCUCGGGUGGAAAGAGAGGAGCCAUGCCGGCCUUGUGUUCGCCCCUCUCUCUCCUCCUCCUCCUCAGGAACAGGAGCGGGGCUGGGGGGAAGCUGCUCUCCCGCUGUCUGGCUCUCCACUCGCCAUGUGGCUCAGGUUUUUCUCCGAAACGUCACCCAGCAAACCGAAACCGAGCCCCCUUACCGCGGGUGUCCGCCGCCGGCGUUAGCAGCGACUCCUCCGCCGCGGGGGGAAACCUGACCAGCUGGCUGUGGUCUGUUUACAAUGAAACCAAACGGCAGACCGAAGAUUUAAUCCCAGUGAUAUCCAACAACUUUGUGAAUCCGGACACCAUAUUUGCCAACAAUGAGAUGAGUCUGCAGGAUAUUGAAAUCUACGGAUUUGACUAUGACUACACUUUAGCUUUUUAUUCCAGCAAUCUCCACACUCUGAUCUUCAACAUUGCUCGGGAUAUUCUUAUCCAAGAACACAGGUACCCAGAAGGACUGAAGGAAUACGAGUACAUCCCAGAUUUUGUGGUUCGGGGGCUGCACUAUGAUGUUCAGAAGGCCUUACUGAUGAAGAUUGAUGCUUUUCAUUACAUCCAACUUGGAACAGUAUACAGGGGACUUCACCCUGUUUCAGAUAAAGAAGUCAUUGCUAUGUAUGAGGGUUGCCAUGUACCCCUAGAGAUCAUGAGUGACUUUUAUGGAAAGAGUUCCCAUGGCCACACUAUGAAGCAGUUCAUGGACAUCUUCUCCCUGCCUGAGAUGACCCUGCUGUCAUGUGUCAAUGAUUACUUCAUGAAGCACAACAUUGAUUAUGAGCCUGUGCACCUCUACAAAGAUGUCAAGGAGGCCAUAGGAGAUGUCCAUGUAAAAGGAAUCAUGUAUCGAGCUGUGGAGGCAGAUAUUGAGAAAUAUAUCUGUUAUGGUGAGCAGACCCAUGCAGUUCUAAGGAAACUUUCAGAAAAUGGAAAGAAAAUGUUUCUGAUCACCAACAGCCCCCUGGACUUUGUAGAUCGAGGAAUGAACUACAUCGUUGGAAAAGACUGGAGGGAUCUCUUCGAUGUGGUCAUAGUGCAGGCUGACAAGCCCAGUUUCUUUAACGACCGCAGAAAGCCAUUCAGGCGUGUUACUGAUAAAGGAGUGUUGCUGUGGGACAGGAUUCACCACCUGGAGAAAGGACAGAUUUAUAAACAGGGAAACCUGUAUGAGUUCUUGAGACUCACUGGUUGGAGGGGCUCGAAGGUUUUAUACUUCGGAGACCACAUCUACAGUGACCUUGCUGACCUGACUCUGAAGCAUGGCUGGAGGACCGGGGCCAUCAUCCCUGAGCUACGGAAGGAGAUCAAGAUCAUGAACACGGAAGAAUAUGUGCACACCAUGACCUGGCUGCAGAGCCUGACCAGCCUGCUGGAACACAUGCAGGUACAUCGAGAUCCUGCCUCACAGGCAGUGAUUCAGCAGUGGAUCAGAGAGAGAGAAGACAUGAGGUCUCAGGCAAAAGACAUCUUCAACAGUCAGUUUGGAAGUCUGUUCCGCACAUACCACAAUCCCACCUACUUCUCCCGUCGCCUCUCCCGGUUUGCUGACAUCUACAUGGCUUCUAUCAGCUGCCUUCUCAACUACGACCUCAAGCACACCUUCUACCCCAGACGCACCCCACUUCAGCACGAGUCCCCCUCCUGGCCAGAGCAGACCAGUACAGGAGCCAUGAACAUACCCUUUCAGAGCCAGCAGGCAGGCUCAGAGUAAGACUGGACAGGUGAGGACAAAUCACAGCUGCAUGAAUGUUGUACUGACUGAUGCUGGAGAAUUAAUGGCCUUGUUCAGACAUGACUUGUCUGUCGGUGUAACUGCAGUAGAAAAACCAUAAAGUACUUUUUUUUGUUUGUUUUGCAUGUUUUACCCAUAUAUACCUUAGAUAAGUUGGUAGUGUCAACUACUGUCAGUAUAAUGUUUGUGCAGUCUUACACUAAUGUUGCCAGUAAUAGAUUCACAUUCAGUGUUGAAUGUUUAAAAAAAAAAGAAUGUGACGGUGGGUAAUUGUCAAUAAGACACAAAAAGAAGUUAGAUCUUUACUAUUUUAAACUGUCAGUAACUCAUUUUUAUAUUUACAGUAUAUCUGAAUUCUGUGUAAAAUAUGUAUUUUGGUCUUCAGCGAGUCUCUCUUUAGUAACUAGAGAAUUGGGAUUUAUAUUUAAAAAAAUUAUUUGUAUUCAUUAUUUUGUUGCUAAAUGAUAUUGUUGCUAUUUUAUCAGAAUGUGCCUCUUGAGUGUGAUGGCGAUUUUAAAAUAAGCAAUAGCUUUUCUCUCUAUUUAGUGCAUCUCUAAAGCUGGACUGAAAAAAGUGUAUACACUCAUCGUCAAAAAAAUGGUUGUUCUUUGUGGGUAGAGUGACUCAGAAUGCCAGCAGGACAUCUUCAGUGACUAGUCCCACUUUCGUCUUAGUGGAGAUUACUAACAAAUCCGUGUGUUGAGAUACCGUGGUCAGCAGCAUCAUCGAUAGUUUGUUGUCACAAGUUACACAUCCAGAAGACAUAGUGUGUCAUAGCGUGAGGUGCAAUGUCGUAUGGUGCCAGAUCACCUUUGGUCUUCAUUACAGGCACUUUAACAGCCCAACUUUAUGUUAAUGAGGUUCUACAACCACUGGCUCAACCUUUUCUGAACAAGUUCUGAACUAUUCCAACAGGAUGAUGCUCAUCCACAUGGUGCUGCCAUCUAAAGAGCUUGGCUUAAAGACACAGAUACUAUGCCAUCACCAGCUGCAUCCACAGACCUGUCCCCAAUCAAAAAUGUGUGGGAUGUUACUUUUGGAUGUGUUAUUAACAAUCCACAGGAAACAGUUAAAAAUAUAUCUAAAUCUUCAUGCUGAGACCUGAUGCAUGCUUUAAACACUAUUGCACCCUUUUUAUCGUUUAUUGGUUUUGGUCACCUUUAUCUGGCAUGUUAAUCUGACACUUCCUUCUGGGCGCAACUGUUUCUUUGAUGAUGAGUGUAUAUAGGGUGCAGGAUUCCUCUUUAGCACUGCAUCAGUCUGUAUCAAUCAAAGCUCAAAUCCAAACCCCAACUCAGGGACGGAUUAAUCUAGAGGGCAACAGCACUCCACAGUUUAGUGUUUUUCUGCUCUUACAAACUUAUUCAACUCAUUAAAGCAGCAGUGGGAGAUAAUUGUUUGUUUUGCUUAUGUGCUCCCCCUACAGCUGGAAGGUGGAAUUCUUGUUUUGUUCCACUGCAGUAAAAAAAAUAGAUUUGUGAGCUUCAGCUUAUGGACAGCAGAAACCAUGCAUUUGUCAACAAGCUGGGAAAAGCUAAGCCAGCAUCUAAAGUAAAGGAAACACAUUGACAAGAGUUUUACGUACGCUACAUAGUUGUGGUGAAAGAUUUCGUCCAGCUCCAUUAGCAUCAACAUGAUUCUGAAAUUGCUCUUUUAAUGAUAAAAUGAUAAUGUAUUCAUAAGGAAUUUGAGUUUUAAGGGAUCAGAAAUGAGCUAAUAUAGUUGCAGGUUGCAUCAGGUGUGUUACAGUAUAGAAAUGACUAAACUGUGCAGUUGAUAAAAACUAGCAUCAGAUCAACAACAGUCACUACAUUCACCAUGCUGCCAAAGCAAACAGCAAUCUGAACUACUGCAUUUAUCCUACAGCAUACCUUCGAUAGUAUUGUAUCUUGGUUUGUGUUUUUUCUUUGCAUCUUGGUGAAUAUUAUUAGAUACGCACAAGUUCCUGUGAGUCAUAAAAAAAAACCACAAACAUUUUAGACGGCUGCAAAACUGUAGAAACCUGGUGUUUAUGCUCUUUAAAUGCCUUUUACUUGCUUUAUUUGUGUGUUAAAUUGAUUUACAAUUCUUUCUGCUGAACAUAGGUUCAAUAUUAUUGAUAUUGCUUAUAAAACAAUUUUGUGUUUAAAUGUGAUCUUUCCUAUCUGUACAAUCUGUCAAAAAUGUUUAUACUCAGAAUAGGAACCUUUCAGCAGAAAGAAAACAAAAUGGUUUAUUUAUGUUUUCAAUUGUUUGCACUUAUAUAAUCAAUAUUUUGCUUAUAAUUGCUUUAGACCUUUUAUUUUUUCAAAUAAUGAAGAAGUUGAUGUGUUGGACCUCUGUAAUGCAAAGCCUUGAGUGAUUACGGCAUUUUUUGUUUGGUUGUUUUGACUUUUUUCAACUUUGUAGUUUACCGUAGUUUACGUUAUUCAGUUUGGGUCAUACUGUUUGUGUGAUUUAUUUAUUAAAUAAUAUCUCUGAAAUAUUA
Astyanax mexicanus (Mexican tetra) is the source of this 4312-nucleotide messenger RNA. RefSeq names its product 5'-nucleotidase domain containing 3 (gene nt5dc3). The record is from RefSeq and is a predicted model, not a curated record. Gene Ontology annotation, molecular function: 5'-nucleotidase activity. NCBI's taxonomy places the organism in Eukaryota, Metazoa, Chordata, Actinopteri, Characiformes, Acestrorhamphidae. Bases 112 to 1824 code for a protein of 570 amino acids. The transcript is spliced from 14 exons.